GGUAUUUCCAAUCAAGUUGGAAAACUAAACGCAUCAGAGACACGUCAAGGAUGGAAUUGCAACAGCGGAUGUGAGGCGCCACAACAUUGUACACUGCCCCGUUGCACCAAUGUGGUAUUUCCGCAAACGUUUAGUGGAUCUGGAACCGUAAGUAAACCCUAAGCAAUUAAAACUUAUAGUCUAAUCUUCAGGGUUCGGGGUAACUUUCUUUUGUAAGUGAACCACAUUAAGCUUCUUUAAAAAUCUAAUGUUCUUGAAAAAUUUUGAUUUGCCAAAGUACUUGUGGUUUUCUGAUGCUUUGGUGCACAUAGGUAUGCUUAAGUGCUUCUAAUCCCUAGGAUGCGUGUGUUUUUGAACAAAACGAAUACAAAAAGCCGGAAGAUUCUGACGAUAAAUAUAGAAGGUCUCUAUUCCAUGAAAUGGGAAUUGGGGGGUAAAAUGUGAGAGUGUUUGGAGGGGGGACGAAAGGGAGGCAUUCUCGCGCCUUCAGUCACGCCAAGGUCACGCGUGUUUCGCGCGUUUCGCUCGACGGAUUAGGAAAAAAAGAGAGACUGCUCAUAGUCUAGGGUGGACUUGUCACCUGAUAAAUUUUCAUUGAUGCCUGUCUUUACCUAACGCAUUUCAGGUUCGAGUUUUUGUGUCAUUAAGCCAUGAAGAUCAGUCUUCAGUUGUUCAUUCCCCUUCCGCCGUGUGGGCAGAGUCCGUUAGUACAGCUGCAUUUCAGUUAUGCUCGCGUGCGACAGGUUCUAUAAACGACACUGGAAUUAUCAACUGGGUAGCGUUUCAGGACAAACCUAUGUUAACGCAUGGAAGCGUUACUUUUAGCGGAAUAUGGACAACAGAAACUAAGUGUGAGAAGGUGGCCUUUUCUCAGGUCAGAUAACAAUAAUUGAUAACAAGUAUAUAAUUUUGUUACAAAGGUGUAAAACGCAAUUAAAUAGUAGAAACAAAUGAAAUAGUAUCAGAAAGUAGUUCUAAAACAAGUGAUCACUAAUUAAUAUCCGGAAUUUGCUCUUCAUAGCAGAGUUCACUGCUAAAAGUCUUUUUUUAAAGCUUUCACUCGGGCUUAGUUUCAAACUUUUAAGCCUUUUUCACGUUUUACUUUGGAGGUAGUGAUUGAAUAAUGCGUGACCGUUUUGAAUGUAUUGAUGUGUUAAAGGGAAUUUGGAAAAUAGAAGUCUAUUUAUUUAAUGAUAUUAAAUUUUAGCAUUAAACUUAACAAAGUUGGCCGAAAAGAAACAUUGUUGUUUGCAACUUUAUUUAAGUAAUUGGACAAAUAAGAUGCUUUCACCAACCUUUUCAACACUUCGUAGAAAGAGGUGAAAAUUAAGGGUUGAAUAUUGAGCCAAUGUGAAUAGACAAGUAGAUUUGAUUAAUCUGCUCCCCUUAGCCUUUGAUAAAUCCUUAAUUUAAUCUAAGUGCCGCUAAGUACUUCAUGGAUACGUUCCUGCUGAUUUAUCUCUCGAGAAACUUGUUUAUUUUUUAGGCAAUAUUUUUUGCCAACAUCUUUUUGCAGAGCUUUGCUUCCAAGCCUCGUGUAUAUGCCUCUGUUAAGUACACUCGCAGUACAAAGCCAAAUGACGCUAUGUACUUAUGGUUAGAGAACGUCAACUCUGGAGGAUUUGAAGUGUGCUUAAGGGAAUUCUUGCCCUUUGAUGGAAAACACCAAGAUGCAGUUGUAGUAAGUGAAGAAAAAUGUCCGAGUAAACUAUAGUAUUGAUGAAAACAAACAAACAAACAAACAAACUUGACUUUGCCACACUUCGGCAGCCCGGAAACCCAAUUACCCAAUUAAGGUAGUGUCGUGUCUCACGUGUCUCAUGCAGUCAUUUCUUGUUAAAGGAAAUGCGGUUCGAAACCUGACGCAACUCGUCUUGUAAAGAAAAGGGUAGCAAAUUGAAAUUUCUUGUCCGCAGGACUGGUUUGCAUUCACUGGAAAUGGGAGUCAACUUAAUUUCACAAUAACUGGGGAAGAAAUCUUUCCAAACAGUGGAAAUCCAUCGCCCAAAAACAACUACGGCUUCUGUCAGGUGAAAACUUUAGUUCUAACAAGAACAUUUAGCAGGCCAAAGAACGCUGAUUUUUUAGUGGUUAAGUUCACACUUAAGCAAACUUAAAAUACAUUAAACCCAAGCUUACUAGGCCAUGGUAAUCAACAUUGUAUCCAAAAUGGCAAUUCCCAGAUGAGCGCGACAUGUUUAUCUCGCGAUUUUGAUGAGCGCAUAUUUCGCGAUUCUUAAAUUUCGUGACUUUGCGAGAAUUUUAUUUUUCGAAUCUCUUCAAUUUCGCAUUGUAGACAGUGGGCGAAUAUUAGAAGUGGUGACUUUACAGAAGAUGGGCAAAAAUAGAAGGAGAAGUGAGCACGUUCAGAUCCUUUUACUAACUUCAAUUACUUUUUUUACCUAUUACAGGAAGUGCCUUUCAAUACGACCUUUUACAAAUCGCCAAUUGUGAUUCUUUCCGUAAAUCAUGAGUAUAAUCUUAAGGUCAAGGGAAGUCGUCCUCCAGAAAAUAACAUAAUAUCAGCCUGGCUAGAGGUAAGUUUGCCUUUUUAUUCUAACCUGAGAAAACAGCCCGCCCGACAUUUCGCGCGACGCCACGUACCACUAGUUUUCCCACAAAAUGAGGAAAACCCCGAAAACGCAAUUACUGGCUUUCCCGUGAAAAGACGUCUGUGGAACGACUGCAGAAAUUCCAUACUGAUGACAUGUACUUACCAGAUCAAGAUAGUGCUUCUGAUUGGUCAUGCUGCAAGAGAAAUUUUCUGCAUGCCCAGAUCUGCGUAUAUAGUGACACAUCAUCAGUGUGCAAUUUCUGCGCACGUUCCUCAGAUCAGACGUCUUUUCACGGAAAAGCCGGUAAUUGCGUCAUGAAACGGAGUUUUCCUCACUGGGUUAUAUUCUUGAUGGUCACUUAAGUUAAUGAUAAUGAACAGGGAUUUUUUCAGUGCUUUGCUACAUUAUUGUAUUCAAUUGUUUGCUUGAACUCUCACGACACCUUUGAGACCCAAAAGCCCAUAUCCCUUGUUCAAUCAGGGGAGAGAAGAGAUCCGUUUAUUCUAGUAAAUUUGUAAAAGGACUGUGAAAACUGUGAAAAAGCCAUAAGAAAAAAAUAAUUUGGAUCUGAUCCAUGAAUUUCAUAACUUAAAGGUAUCGUCGUAGAAAUCAAGAAGAAAUUAUGGAUUUUCUAGUAACUGAUGAGUGUUAUCUUAUUUUGCUGCAGGAAGUUGGAUUAGAAUCUAUGAAGGUCUGCGUUAAAGACCUCAGUGGAUUAGGAUCGAGUCAUGAUCCCUUGAUUGUCAGCUACGCUGUUACUGGAGGUUGUUUAUAAUUUUCCUAUUGUAAUGAUCACUAUUUCUAGUAAGAACUAUUGUUAUUUUUAUUAUCAUUAUUACUAUUAUUUUUAUUGAUAUCUUUUAGAAUUUCUUAUAUGUAGGAAUAUAUUUAACAUAUUUUAUAUAAUUUUAUAAUUAAAGAAACACUGGAGUACAAACACUGAUUUACCUUAUUCAUGUUACACUCUAUCUUUGCACGAACUUUAAGAUUGAUCAUUGAUGGGAUAAGAGCAAUUAGAGGGCACACAAGUAAUAAAAUUGCCAAUACUAGUAAUCGAGUAAUCGCGGUCGGGCUUGUUUAUUCCCUCAAAAAUAAGACGACGAUUUUAGUCAUGCAAAAUGCAAAAUGUAAACUUUGACAAGUUUUACGUCACAAUUCCUUGCUGUGAAGAUUUCCACUGUCGCGUACUGUAUUCAAAAUCACUUCCACCCAUAUUUUGCGAUUUUCGUUUUUAAGGUCAAAACGUCUUAAUUUUCUAUUGUGUAGAUAAAACAAACUGGACUACAUUCUUGUAUUUACUGAUUUUAUCUCUUGCUUGCCCCCUGAGACACCACGUAACAUUGCUUUAAUUUAUUCCAUCAGUCCUUAAGCGCGUGCAGAGAUGGCGGGUAUCGUUAAUAAGGUCUACUAAGGAUAAAAAAAGAAAAAAAAACCUUAGUUGAGGUACCUACAAGCAAACAUGUUACUGCUACUGAACAGUAACUUAGUUUUAAUUGAAAUAUGAAAAAUAUAUUAGACAUUUAUGUUUUUUUCCAAAUGGAUAACUACUCAAUAUUAUGUUUCUUUUUUCUUGGUGCAGACCUUAAUCCUUGCCUUAAUGUGCAUUGCCCACGGUUUGGAGUCUGCAGGACCUACAGUGCGCAUGACGCUCGGUGUGAGUGCGAUGACCAAUGCCCUUCAUAUAAAGACCCAGUGUGCACUGCAAACGGAACAACUUACGACAACCGAUGCUGGCAUAAGUUAAGCUAUUGCAGAGGACUUGAAAAUAAUCUGGUUUAUCACCCUGGAAGCUGUGAAGGUAUAACGAAAAAUAAUGUCAGCGAUUCUUUUUGGCUGUAUAUGCCACAUAAAAUAGUCUGGGAGUUAAGCUCUCGAUUGCUUAGAAUUAUAGGUGUUGGCUCAAAAUUGAAUUGACUUCAAGCUAUGAUGUUUAUAACUUUUCGUUACUUUUAAGCUCACUUUUAGCUCCUCACGCAGGCUAAACAACGAUAGACAGCUGUAACAAGCUACUUCGUCUCUCUGCUUUGGCAAACAAACAUAUAGCAGCCCAGACUAUAGCCAAUGUUUGGUCUGUGUAAGAUCUUUUAUCUCAUUUGUCUUGCAAUUUAGUUUUUAUCACGUAAAAUUAGAUUACACAAAUUUGCUCGGGGCAAAUAUGGUGCAAAAAGUGGAAAAGAGGAGGAAAUCAAAGACAAAGGUAGUAAAUAUCGCAUUUACAUACCAGUUUACAUGGAGUUGCAUAAUUGAGGGGAAAUGCAGUAUUUACUAUCUUUGCCCUUGAUUUCAUCCUCUUUUGCACUUUUUUUUGCACCUUAUUAGCACUGAGUGAAUUUGCUGAAAAUUAAAUGUUUCCCGCAGCGACGCGCGUUCCCAAUAUACUGGCAUAUGUUUAUCUUUAUACUGGCACGCUGUUUUUAUCACCACCCUUCACCACUUAGAGUUGCACUACAACGCAAGCUAGGGAAGCUACCUAAGCGAUAAUGCUUAAAGAGCUCAGUGAUGCUUCCUUAUAAAGUACUUAAUUUAUUACAAAACAGGUUUUCCAAUUGUUCGGGGCCGUGUAGAUCUGCUACAGGUUCCAAAAUGGUCAGAUUCAAACUGUCAGACAGUCACAUUUCCUCCAUACCGGUUUUAUCCGGAUAAACAAGUUCAUGUUCAAAUAACCGUCAAUCACAUGAAGCUGAAUGACUCUGUGACAGUCCACGACGCUGUUACUUCAUGGACAGAAAGUAUCAACACAAAAAACUUCACCGUCUGUGUCAUGCAAACCGGGAGGAAAGAAGAAGGCGCGAAUCCAUUUGCCACCAUUGAUUGGGUGGCUUAUCAAGGAGCACCGCCCGAAGGAUUGACGGGAACGUUUGAGUUGCAGAAAUGGUGGUCUGGUACCAACUGCGCAGAUGUAACCUUUCCUACGGUGAGAUGGGAAUGUACAUAUUAAAUUAAAUAAUUGUUGCAAAUUCAAUUGAGGUCUCCAUGACGAAUGUUAGACUUUCAAUCAUGUGACAUCUUUAAUCCAUGUCUUGAAAAAAUAACAAAAAAAAAAACAAAGCAAAACAACAACAACAACAACAACACCAAAAACAGCAAAAAACAAAACAAAUAACUACUAAAUAAUUGGAAAAUUGAGUCUUGUGACCCUUAGCCAAAACAUGACAGAUUUAAUCACGACUUGUCUACGUAACAAAAGAAGAAAAACAUCAAGAGCGAAAACUGUGAAGGAGAGACCUCCUUAACAUCCAUUUCAACAAAAUGAAGCGCUAAUCUGAUAUAAAGAAGCAGCUUAUAACAACAACAACAAAAAAAAAACAACAACAACAACAAAAAAACACAAAAUAUUUGUUUAUCUAUUUGAAUUAACUGAAUGUGGAAAGACAAGAAUUCACUUCUUAAGUUAAAGAACAUAUUAAAACUUUCCUUGAACUAGAAGAAUGAGACACAAAGUUAACAAAAAAUAACCGAUCAUUACGAGGUAACUGGUGAGAUGAUUGCUAGAUCUUCUAAAAAGUUGUGACCGACUUAGCGACUUAGUUAACAAGACAACAUUAGGUAACAAGUAAGAAUGGGAACUUACUUAGUGGUUAGUUUCAAGUAAUUUUGCAGAAAUAUUAAAAAAAAAAGCUGUUUCGAUUAUUGUUAUUGCUUUUUCUUCAGGGCAAGUUUGCCGAGGCGCCAAUAGUCCUUGUGACGUCAGAGCACCUGAGGACUGGUAAAGAGUAUGAUGCUGCUCUCAUUUGGAUUGAAGACGUAACAAAGGACUCAGUUAAAGUCUGUCUUCGUGAAAUGCAAAACUUUGACGGUAGACACCAAGAUAUCACUGUGGUAAGUUCUUAGUCAGAUUUUAAAAAACUGGAACGCGACUGUCAAAUUGGUCUUCCUUGUCCCCAUGCCUCCCUUCACGCUCUUACGUGAUUCGCCUGUCUUAAAAAAUGUGGAUUUGCAUCCUUUUGUUCACUCUUUGCGCUCUUUGUUAGGUCACAACUUCAUAGAGUUCAAAAUACUUAGAUUCAAAGGGGCUUUUAUCAUUGGUCGUAUAGAUUACUGCAACAGCCUUCUAUUUGGUUUACCCUCUGUUCAUGUACUUAAACUGCAACACUUGCAGAAUGCAGCUGCUUGGCUUAUAUCUAAUGUCCCUCGCUACAGUCACAUAACACCGGAACUAUGUUCGUUACACUGGCUUCCUGUCAAAUUUCGUAUUGAUUUUAAAAUACUUCUUUUUACUUUUAAAGCUAUCUACGGUCAUGCGCCUGGUUACUUGAUCGAUUUGAUUGCUAUUAAAGAACAGCCGCGCUAUAAUCUCCGUUCAGCUAGCGGUCUUAUCUUAAAGUACCCUAGUUUAAAACUGAAAAAGACUUUAGGGGAUCGUGCUUUUUCAUCUGCUGCCCCUAAUUUAUGGAACAAUCUUCCCCUUCACAUUCGUCUUGAGGACAAUUUUGAACGUUUUAAAUCUUUACUUAAAACGCAUCUUUUUAGACUAGCUUUUGAUAUGUAAUUUUUUUUUAACCGACUAUGUAAUAUAUUUAGUGUUUUUUUAAAUCUUUAUUUUAAUUUUUAGCGUUGUUUAUUCUUAGCCUUAAUUAUUUUGCUCAUUUUAGCUUUUAUUUUCUUUAACAUUUACGUGUUGUCACGCGCUUUUGAUCAUAUUUGCAUGGAAAAGGCGCGUUAUAAAUUUUUAAUUAUUAUUAUUAUUAUUAUUUUUUAAAUUAUUAUUAUUACUAAAAAUGAUGAGGUUAUUUACAUUUUUUUGUUGGUGUAAUACGAUUUUCUGUCACAAGAUGGAUGGCAUCAAGACUUUUGUUUUUACCUCUUUUCACAGAACUGGUUUGCCUUUUCCAAACUGCACAAGCCUCUUUUCACUGAACAUGGUGUCAUAAGUUUUCCAAAUACGAACCCACCUUUGGAUAAAAUGAACAAUGCUUAUUGCCAGGUGAGAAAAGAAUUCUUUGCAAAAGCACCGAGUAGCAUGCUGUUCACAGCAUGUUCCCUCACAGAUAUAUUGCUUACUUUCAUCACUGUUUAUAUUUUCAAAACACUUUUAGUCAUAUCCACAUUACGCAAUAGAGAUCAAAGUGACUAGAAAAGUAAAGAAGCUGGUCCACUAAACAAUACUUUAAGACAAGAGCUCAAGAAGUACAGACCGAUAACGUCCCUCUUAACCAUCGACAAAGUGUUUGAGCAACUGCUCUGUAAACAGGUGACUGUGAAACUCGACCACAUCUUUUCUAGCCUAAGCACUGCUUACAGAAAGGGACACAGCUGUGAAACCACUCUACUACGUCUGAAUGAGGACUGGAAGCUAGCAAUAGACAGGAAAGAGCUAGUGUGUAUUCUAUCGACUGAUAUGAGUAAAACGUUUGACUCUCUCAGUCACUCGCCGACACUAACAAAGCUUGAAGCAUACGGUUUUGAGUCCUCAGCAUUGGACCUCACGCGAUCAUUCUUUAACAACCGCCAAAAUGUUCAACCCCCUGCUCUGGAACGUAUUUCAGAAUGACCUGCCCUGCUCCAUAACUACCGCUAAACUUUCGAUAUAUGUAGACGACCACCAGUUGUACACCUCAGGAACUAAUUUUACAGCUGUAAGGGAAGCCUUAGAGCAGGAAGAUCAACUUACCGCGUCUUUGUAUCGUGAUAAUUUUCUACUCCCAAAUCCUGACAAAUUCCAGGCGAUGAUCCUUUAUAAUAGAAAUAUUGACAUUGAAGGCUAA
This is a messenger RNA of Porites lobata, 8260 nucleotides long. Lineage: Eukaryota; Metazoa; Cnidaria; Anthozoa; Scleractinia; Poritidae. The record is from the annotation of a GenBank genome assembly.